AUAAUACAUUGCGAUAAUUUGGUUUUGUCAAGCAAAACCAACCUAAUUUCUAACACCUGUUCUAAAAACAUUCGUCUUCAUUCAAAGCACCCAGACUGCAUCUCUUCUGUGAUCUUUCAGGAUCUGAGGAACAUGUUUGCUUCUACAUGACAUUUGAUUUUGGAUAAAUCCAUCCAUCCAUCUUAGUCUUCUCAUUGUCUGAGUGUGGUUUACAGAAGAGGUCAGAGGUUACACCCAGCAUUAGCAGUACUCCUGUGGGAUCCCAAGGUGUUCCUGGACCAGGCAGGAAUAUUUAGUUCCUUCAGUUAGUUCUGGGUCUGCCCCUGGGUCCGUUUCCUGUGGGACGUGCUUGUGACUGUAUGCAAGAAAAAGACAAAAGAAAUUUCUAAAAAAAUACAAUUUAUUAAUCAUCAUAUGGAGAGUCUGGAUCAUAGGAGGAACAUAUAAAGAAAUUAGGGCUGGUUUAAGAUGUUUUGUCCAUCAGCUUGAACAUCUGUCCUGAGCAGCUCCUCUGCAGCAGAGUUCAUGUUUCUGGAUCAAACCGAUACUGUCAUAAAAUCCGCCCAGAACCAGGCUGUAUGCAGAGCGUGGGAGUGGCUAGGUGAAAGUGUCCACUCGGCUUGCAGAUCCUCAGCUGUGGGCACUCCACUCCACUCCAGUCCACUUCACUCCACUCCACGGUGAUGUAACAGGAAGCAGUGGGCUGACUUCCAACGUCAAGCUGAAGCCGCUUGAGCUGCGCGCAUAGAUCCACCGGAGGUCCGCUGUGAUCGGAUCCCCGAACCGAACCCUGAACAGCAGCAGAGAACACUGGACGGAGCCGAACCCGCUGCAGGACCCCUGUGUCUGAUCACAGUUACACAGUUAUGUUUUACACUCCCUCUCUGAGUGAGCCCCUCCUCACCGGGUAAAGCUCUUGUAACUCCGAGCAGCAUCUCUGAUGGGAGAGACGCGAAGCGACCUGCAGAUCGGAAGCUGGUGAAUCAUUACCUGAUUCUGACAUGGCUGAGAGGAAACCCGACGGUUUCAGAUGGAGCUGGAUGGUCACACUCGUGCUUUUGUGCAAUUUAACAACGUUCCUGGUGAGGGCGAGCAUGGAGGUUAAUGAAAGCCAGCAGCAGCAUCCCAACAACGUCUACCAUGACAUCGGAAUCACCAGGAACAAGAUAGUUACGGCCCAGUUUGAGUGCUACCAGAAGAUAAUGAAGGACAACACAGAUGGCAGACAAGAAUCCAUGUGUAAUCGGACUUGGGAUGGAUGGCUGUGUUGGGAUGACACUCAAGCCGGGAUUACGUCGGAGCAGCACUGCCCGGACUACUUCCAGGAUUUUGAUCCUUCUGAAAAGGUGACGAAGAUUUGCACUGAAAGUGGUCACUGGUUUAUGCAUCCUGAGAGCAACAGAACGUGGACCAACUACACACGCUGCAAUGAACACACUAAUGAAGGCAUUGUGACUGCGAUGAAUCACUUCUACCUAACCCUCAUAGGACAUGGACUCUCUCUGGUUUCCCUCUUCAUCUCACUGGCUAUAUUCUUCCAUUUCAAAAGUCUGAGUUGUCAGAGGAUAACCCUCCACAAGAACCUCUUCUUCUCUUUUGUUCUGAACUCUGUGAUCACUAUACUUUGGCUGACUGCCGUGGCAAACAACCGGGAGCUGGUGCAAAGAAAUCCAAUGAGCUGUAAAGUGUGGCAGUUUAUUCACCUGUACCUGUUUGGCUGUAACUACUUCUGGAUGCUGUGUGAAGGGAUUUAUCUGCACACCCUCAUCGUCGUGGCUGUAUUUGCUGAGAAGCAGCACUUGAUGUGGUAUUAUCUGCUGGGAUGGGGCUUUCCUCUUAUUCCUGCUACCAUACAUGCUGUCGCCCGGAGUUACUACUACAAUGACAACUGUUGGAUUAGCUCCAAAACAUCGCUGCUCUACAUCAUCCACGGUCCCAUAUGUGCAGCUCUCCUGGUAAACUUGUUCUUCCUACUAAACAUCGUCCGAGUUCUCAUCACCAAGCUGAAGGUGACGCAUCAGGCAGAGUCCAGUCUCUACAUGAAGGCAGUGAGAGCUACUCUCAUCCUGGUUCCUCUUCUGGGAAUUGAGUUUGUCCUGCUUCCCUACAAGCCUGAAGGACGGGUCUCCUCUGAAAUAUAUGACUACAUAAUGCACAUCCUAAUGCAUUACCAGGGUCUGCUUGUGGCAACCAUCUUCUGCUUCUUCAACGGAGAAGUCCAGGCGGUUCUGAGGCGACACUGGAACCAGCACCACAUCCAGUUUGGCAGCAGCAUUGGAAACCACUCGGAUGCCCUGCGCUCAGCCUCCUACACGGCUUCCUCCAUCAUCGAGGUGCAGGGCUGCUACACCAUCGACGGUCACACAGAACACAUGAACGGAAAGGGCUUCCACGACACAGACGUGUCCAUCCUGAAGUCGGACAACACCUUCGCCUGACACCUGCGCCCUUCCUGACUCUGUCCAUCCCUCCGCUUUCCUAACAGCCGCAUCAUCAUGCGUCAUGCGUGGAGACAUGGGAAACUCUCUCUGACUGUCACGUGUCAGGAAGUGUGUGUGGAAAAGACUCUCAGCCACAUUAAGGAAAUGUUCACUCCACCGGUCUGAGCGAGGGGAACUCGGUACAGCUUCUCUUCCACUGUUCUGUUCAGCCGCUCCACCUGGACUCUGUCACAUUCUAACCCUCCUGAUUCAUUAAACUAAUGCAUAAUUACUGCUGGUUUACGCUUUUGGCACCAUGUUGUGGACAAAAGCCCUUCGGUUACGCUGUAAAAAACUUUUUUAACACAGAUCACGCCAAACCCGACGCUCAGAUUAACCCCCCUCUUAAGUCCGUGAAAUAAUGGAGAUAUAAUAUUAAGAUCAUACCUAAACCUAGGAUCAGACCUAAACAUUCGUUUCUAAAAUAUUACUAUACAGUAUUUAUUAAAGGCCUUCUCCGCUUUAUUUUGAAUCAGACAGGUGACAGUAAAUGUGCUGUAAAAUCUUCUCUUUAUGACUGAGAGUAAACGUGGAUUUUAAAGAGUGGGAAUGUGUCACAUUCUCGCUCUUUAGCCUCAGAUUGAGGCUAAAGCUGUUGGGGUAAAGCUGCAGAUUGUUGGGUGGCCGAGGGCUUCAGGUCUGCGUGGAACGGUGAACUUUAGGACACUUUGUCCUUUAUCAGGGUCGAAAAAUCUAUACGUUUUACCUCAGGUGUUCCAAACACACAACAGAUUCCACAGUGUUGGUCUUUAUUGAGGAUGAAGGAAAAACAAUCAGUCAACGUGUGAAAAACUAAGUACACCCCAUGAUUUAGACCUUGUCCCAAUACCUAUACUACACCCGACACCCCUCUUUGAAGUGUGUACUUUGUAAAAGUGCACAUAGGGGUUGAAGUGCGCAAGUUAACAGCGUGCAAAAUUAGAGAAUUGGGACAGUAGGGGUAAUGCAAAGGGGGCAGAGCGAAUUGGGACACACUAGGCACUCAAACCCAUCAACGGGAACGCGCUGUUGACACAAGGGUGGAAUGGCGAGUAUUGGGACAGGGCCUUAAUAUCAGCUCCAGGUCAGGUCCGCCAUUUGCAGGAUCAUACCUCCAUUUUGUACCUGUAAGCAUUAUUUUUACCCAUAUAUGAAAUCAUAGCACAGCAGUGUGUAUCUCUUGGUGUUUUUUUUAUUCAGAAUUAUGGAGAUAAACAAUCAUAAGAAGCUCAAAUUCAGAUUUUGUCUAAUUUUAUGUAGUAUUUUCUCUAGAUCGAUUUUACUGUUUCCAUUGAUUGUGGUUCUGAUCCCAGUUUGAACCAGUCGACUCGUUUGACAGACUAAGACCCCUGAUCAAACCAGAAUAAUUCAGACUGACCUCAAACUUUGACUCGAGUCGCAAUUAAGUAAUAAAAACAAAGACUUCAGACUUGACUUAGACUCGUGUUCUGGAACUUAAGUCUGAUGAACAAUCUUGUCCUGUAAUCAGGAGUGAAGGCGAGGCGGUCUGUAAGCUACACACUGCCGAUGCUCAUGGUCUCCUGUGAAACGGUGCGCUGGAUGUUCAGGACCACAGGCUGUCAUUUGUUGCUUCAUACCAACAACACACAAUCUUUCUCCUACUAAUCGCUGUAUUAAAUGACUUUGGGUCGUUGCAGAACACAUUGAAUCCAAACUUCCUACGACAUCCUAUUCUGUUGCUGUUAAAAGUUGUUUCGAAGCUGAACCGUGCAGAAUGUUUCUGUGCAGAACCGAGUGCACAGAGCAGCGGUCCAAAUUUAAAACGAGACACCAAAGCAAACAGCGAGGGACCACUUGUACACUGGAUCGUCUUUAAAUCUCCACCCCAAAGUGAUCUUUGUUUUCAACAUACUUAAAACUUCCUAAAUAACAACCUUGACCAUGUUCAGGUGGUUUUAUUGUUGUAUAAUUUAUCCAAGGAUUGGCUAUACUUAGUUAUACCUGAUUAUCCUUACUAAUUGACAAUAAUCAAACCAAAUCUCCAGUCAGUUCUUACCAGCCGCUCUAUGAAGCCCUAAAACAUAAUAAAAGCAAACUGCCAUAAAAUUUUAAAAGAUUAUUUGUUCACUGCUGAAUAAAGUAAACAUAAAUUGUUUCUCUUGAUCGAAGCGUAUCCGAAAAAGCACCAACCUGUGACUUUAAAAGGAGGUCUGCACCGAGACUUUAGUGGACCUUUAAACCCCUUCAUCGACUACUACACUGCUCCCUGCUGUUUGUUGUAAUUUACAGAGUGGAACAUGUUUAAUGUUUAGGCUUCACUACGGUUUGAAAUGCAGAUUUACACAACCCUGAAUACUGGCAUAAAUGAGGGAAAAGCUGGUUCAAAUAAAAAAGCCUUUUAUUUGAACCAGAAAUUCCAGAUUAACAUGUUUUUUAUCAAUUUCCCUAAUUUAUCUCUUACCAUGAUGGUAGAUUUAUUUUACCCAUGCUGAAAAUAUUACACUGUAUCAAUGUUCCAAAUAAUUUGAAGCAACUCGUGUUUUUUGUUGAAUUAUUCGUUAAAAGAUUUAAAGACAAUUGUUAAAAACUUAUAAAUUAGGUCAAACACAGGAUUUAACUUCCUAACCUACAUCGAUCCAGUGUUGUAGGAAGACUCAUUUCAUGAGAAAAGGUUUAUUUUAUUCAUUAGAGACUUGACUUGGACUUGGAGAAAACGGAUGUGUGAACAUAUCUGACUAGAGUUGAAAAAAAUAUUUCCUUUCUGAGGACUCUAAAUAAAUUACAGAGUAAAGAAAAAUAAUCAAAGCAGAUAUGAAAUGUGUUGGUAUGAAUUGAUGCAUGGUCAGUGGAAAUGACCCGAGCUUCGACAAACAUUGGCUACAAAAAGACCAAAACUGCAAAAAUGGUGAAGAGAUAAAAUGGCCAGCACUGUUCAACAACUUUUAGAGGCAGAAAUCUCUCGAACGUUGCAGGAAAUAUGUCAGCGUAGACGUCAGAAAUGGUCCCAAAAUGAACCGAGAACUCAGAAGAUGUUUGUCCGAGUAAAACAUGUCGUGCAGGAACCCUGUCCUGCAGGUUGAUUGUGUGUUUCUCAACAGCUGUUCUUCUAAAAGCGUUAUUUUAAGGCCAGUAUGGAUGAAUUAUUACAGUAAAAAUAGUUUUUAGUAUUUCUUGGAAAGCAGAAUGAAAACAGAGAAGUAUGAAAUUGCAAUAAAAUGGACAAAAUCCAGAAGCAUUUAAAGCAUUUUCACAAAAGUCACACCAAAGAGAUAAAAUAUAACAGGAGGAAAAAACCUAUUGUUUCCACAGUUUAACAGUGCAACCAUGCAAAUGAAAAGAGAACCAGGUAUAUUUUAGUUUGAAUUCAUCUCCUUUAACCGUUGAUUUGAAUGAAAUAACUUCUGUGUAAAGAUCAGAUGUUUUUAGGUGUAUGGUUGCUCUUCAGCAUCAUCAGUGGGGAAGAAAAACAAGUUCUGGAUGAUGACAGGACUUUGUCUUCUCCAUGCAUUGCUACUCGGCUCACAGACGUCCCACAGCCUGUUUUUCCCUGGAUUUUAUCGAUGUUUUUAGGUUUGAUCAGUAAUGCUGGGAACACCUGUCAGUUUCAGCUGAUGUAAAUAAUUUUGUACAUCUAAUACAUUUUAUCAGAGAACAAGCGAGACAAUGCCUGCAUGAUUUAUAUAUAGACAGUAGUUCUGUGAAUUCAGAGGCAUCCAACCACUGCUCCUGUGUGUCAUAGAGAGGUGGUGGCCACGCCGAGCAGAACCUCUCUUCAUGCUACUGUAUCCGCCUGCCGCUCCGACCUGUCAUCAUCCCCGUCACAUUGUGUCACCUCCCCAUUGUGCCUGUGUUAGAAAGCAUAAGGCUGAUAAGCUCCAGUUGUCUCGCACACACUUCAGAUCCUUCAACAAAAUCAUGCUGGUUAUUUGUUCAUCGAUUGAAUGUCUCCCUUUUCAUUCUUUAAUUCAACUGUGAUGACUUACAGGAUUUAACGCAGACCAGGAAGAGUCAUGUCUGCAGGAAACAGUACUCUGACUCAUUAGAAAAUAUGUUGAUGAUGAACUGCCUUGAUAAAAAGAAAGUACACCCUCGUUCAGUUCUGUUGUUUUACAUGUUAGGACCCGAUCUGGUCAUUAGCAGGUUCUGAAGUUAUUUACAUUUAACCUCAGGUGUGAAAAACAGUUUCCACUGUGUGAAUGUUCAAAAGUCAGCCCCUUGAUCCAGCAGCCUGUAGAACCAAUCAGCAGGUUUUCUGUCUGACUUUUUCCAUCUCUCACAUCUUUGUGGCGGACUUUGGGUCCACUCUUCUGUCCAGCUUUGCUCAAUUCAUUGAGGUUUGCAGACAUUUGUUGCUGCACAGCUCUGUCAAGGUCCCACCACAGCAUUUCAGUCAGGCUGAGGUCUCAAGCCUUAACUAUUUUCUUUGUGUUUGGGAUCACUGUUCUAUAACUGACCCAGUUUGGACCAGGCUUACAUCCGAUUCUUGAAUACUUUGGUAAACAGAGUUCACGCUCCACUCUCUUACUGCAAGGUGUCCAAGUUACAUGUAAAACAAGCCAGAUCGUCUUCCCUCCACCACCGGGCUUGACCGUUGGUAACAGCUGGUUUCUGCUGAUAUGCUAUGUUUCAUUUUCUCCAAACAUAGUUCUGUGCAUUAAGGUCAAACAUCUCUACUUUGGUCUCCUCUGUCCAAAAGACAUUUUUCCAGAGGUUUUGUGCUUCAUUCAGAUGCAGUUUGGAAAUGUCCUGCUGCCAUAUUGUUUCUAGAGAGAGAGGCUGUGCCCUUGGUGUCUGUGCAUGUAAAACCCUUGAACUGAAGGAGGGUGUACUUUCUAUUGACAAUGACUGUGACCUUUUCUAUAUCAACUCUGCAAGAUUAUCUUUCUAAACCUUGACAGCACUGUUGUUAAAGUGAUAAUCCAGAGGUUGGAGUCGUUCCAUCAGACAUAUUGUACCAGUUCUGAUGCUUAAUCUUUCAUAGAGCUGUAGUAAACUCAUCCAAACUGUGGUAUAGCCAAAGGGUUUUGGCAAAGUGUUUUAAGUUUUGUGUAUUUAUGUAUGAAAUAUUUUUUAUGACUCUCCAAAGAGUUUGUCAAGUCCCCAGUGACACUGUUGUAAAGGAUGACAGAAGCAUUGAUGACAAUGUCUGUAGUUGUUGUUUCUGAUGUACUGUAUCUAACUUUAAUAGUCUCAACACAUUGACUCCACACUGCUGUUCGAAUGUUAAUGGUUUAAUUUUUAUUCCUUGGAUGUGAAGAACAUAUAUAUAUAUAUAUAUAUAUAUAUAUAUAUUUACAUAUCACUGUUUCUCUUUUUAAUAUGUCAGUAAAUUAGACAAUGUUGCUAUCUUGUGUAUCUGCAUACUAAAGCAGUAUAGCACAGCACAA
Molecule: messenger RNA, 7807 nt
Organism: Girardinichthys multiradiatus
Lineage: Eukaryota; Metazoa; Chordata; Actinopteri; Cyprinodontiformes; Goodeidae
Product: calcitonin gene-related peptide type 1 receptor
Exons: 14
Coding region: 1002-2438 (478 amino acids)
Biological process (GO): cell surface receptor signaling pathway; adenylate cyclase-activating G protein-coupled receptor signaling pathway; angiogenesis
Cellular component (GO): plasma membrane
Molecular function (GO): adrenomedullin receptor activity; calcitonin receptor activity; calcitonin gene-related peptide receptor activity
Source: RefSeq, a predicted model, not a curated record